GAGGUGGGAAACCAAGACAAAGACGUUUUUAUUUUCAUUUUACAAAAGUCAGCUAUGGGACCGUUGGAUGUGACUGGGUCUGGGAGCAAAGUGUCUGCGAUAACUAAAACUGUGGAAAGUUCUUUAACGGAAACAGAACCGAUUUGACAUUGGUAUUUUGCUAACAACCUUUCUGAACUGGACAAGGAUGAACCGCAGAGAGGCCAGCUGGAGCCAGAAACAGGCCAACCUUGCACCAAGCAAGAGCUAAACAUGAUGUGAAUGGAAACAGGACAAUUCCUCCCUUUCCAGAGGGAACACAGAUGGUAAUGUUUGGCAUGGGCUGUUUCUGGGGAGCAGAGAGGAAGUUUUGGAAGCAUAAGGGAGUUUACUCUACGCAAGUGGGCUAUUCUGGGGGGUACACACCUAAUGCCACGUAUGAGGAAGUGUGCACAGGCAGAACGGGACACACGGAGGUGGUGCGUGUUGUUUACCAUCCAGAGAAGAUCAGCUUCAACAAUCUAUUGAAGGUCUUCUGGGAAAGCCAUAAUCCAACUCAAGGGAUGCGUCAGGGGAACGAUGUCGGCACAACGUACCGCUCUGCCAUCUACGCCUACACCCAGCAGCAGCUAGAGGAAGCGCUGGCCUCCAAAGAUCAGUACCAGAAGGCUCUUACAGAGGAAGGUUUUGGUCCAAUUACCACGGAAAUCACUGAAGCCAAGCCAUUCUAUUACGCUGAAGACUACCAUCAACAGUACCUGUGUAAAAACCCGCAUGGAUACUGUGGCCUGGGAGGGACAGGAGUCAGCUGUCCAGUAGGACUCAACAAGAAGGCCUGAGGAAUCCUUACAAGUCCAACAAGUUGAAAUCACUGAACUCUUCCUGAUGAUGGAGUUUCCUGACAUGCAUACCGUUGUAAUUUCCUGCUCUGCAUAACCAUAAGUUUUUAGAAGCCUUCAAGUUUCUAUUUUUAUUGACCGUUUCAUGAAUAUUUCAGUUACAGCUGCCAAUGAAAUGAUUUUCUUUGCUGUUUGUUUUUGAAUAAAGCAGCCUCUAAAAUCAGAAACGUU
Molecule: messenger RNA, 1049 nt
Organism: Cyprinodon tularosa
Lineage: Eukaryota; Metazoa; Chordata; Actinopteri; Cyprinodontiformes; Cyprinodontidae
Gene: msraa
Product: methionine sulfoxide reductase A
Exons: 6
Coding region: 303-818 (171 amino acids)
Biological process (GO): cellular response to oxidative stress
Cellular component (GO): cytoplasm
Molecular function (GO): peptide-methionine (S)-S-oxide reductase activity
Source: RefSeq, a predicted model, not a curated record